This is a messenger RNA of Didymodactylos carnosus, 1308 nucleotides long. The record is from the annotation of a GenBank genome assembly. NCBI's taxonomy places the organism in Eukaryota, Metazoa, Rotifera, Eurotatoria, Philodinida, Philodinidae.
AUGACAUCAACAAUAGCUAAUGCUAAAUUUGAGGGUAUGACAAAAGAGGAAAAGCUACGAUUUUGUGAAGAUCUUAUCAGACAAGCGGCCGAUUUAACACAACCUAAUCAAAGUAGCAGCAAAGAUACGUCAUAUGGCACAUCCGGCAUACGCUCACUAUCAAAACGAAGUCCAAGCUCAAUAAAAUCACGACAUGGAACGAAAAAAGUGAAAAGCAAUACGAAAUCUGUAUCUAAAUCACGGAAAACAUCAAAAUCAAAAUCAAAAAUACGUUCGUCUAAUGUACAACAAAAAGGCUCAACAUCAAGUGUUAAAUCCAGCGUAUCAAAAUCUUCGACAAGAUCGGCAAAAUCAAAACGUUCAUCAUCGGGUACCAGAACAAACGAUAAAUCAUCAACCAAGCAGCCUUCAUCAAGUGCUGCACGAUCUAAAUCUCGAACUGGUCGAACAGGACAAAAAAACUCAAAAUCCUCUGUACGCACAUCACAACUAUCAAAAACAGGCAACAUUUCGGAUACUAGUCCACAGUCAAAAACCAAAUUAUCCCAUGCUGCUCUCAAAUCAUCGAAAAGUGAUGCAUCAAAAGUAGAACUGCGAUCAUUGGCAUCAAAGAAUGGUGUUCAAUCAUCUACCACACUUGCAACAUUCCAAAAAUAUGGAACAAAAAGAAAAACUGAUAAUAAAACUACUAUGCCAACGAAAAGUACAUCAAUAUCAAAAGCUCGCUCGGGCUCUAAGUCCAAAGGUUUAUCAAAAGUUCACACGGCAACAUCUACCAAAGGACGAAGUACAGCGAAAGGCAAAAGCGGUACGAAAGCCAAAAUAGCAGAGAAGUUAUCCACUUCCUCACAAGUUACUAGUGGCACACGAAAUGCAAUCAGAACUGUAUCGGCAUCUGGCAUGAAAUCUAAAACAAAACAUGGCACUAAAAAAAAUAUAGGAACAAGGACAAGGAGGAGUGGUCACCUUGUUGAAACAUGUCAAACUCAAUUUGUACCGAAAUUUAAUCCGAGUUCAAACAAAAAUGAAGUACCAGUUUAUCAUAUCAUUCGCCACGCAUUUGGAAAUAUGGUUCGCGAAGCUAUUUGUCAAAUGGAUAAAGAUAGAAAUGGUAUUAGUGCGCAACAAAUCAUUGAUCAUAUAUUGAAACAUUAUAAAUUUUCCGAUAAUAUAUCGGAGAAUAUUAUACGUAAUCGUGCCUUGUUUACGAUCAAUGCCGGUUUGAGAAGUGGUACAUUGCUCAGUGUUAGCCCGAAAAGUAUCAAAAUUGGACGUAUGAGACGUAAUUAUCCAAGAUUAUUAUGUUAG